UCUACGAAGCUUGCUCCAGCGUGACGCGUGACGGCGUGACGGCGUGACCCCAGAAAUGUUAUUGUUUAGGUUAGGUUAGGUUAAAUAAAAUUUCGUUUUGAUUUUACUUUUUGAUUUGACAAAUAUUUUUAGAGUUAUUGGCUUGUAAUGUUUUAUUUGUCUUACUUUGUAUAUCAGAAUUUAUAUUACUAAGAAUAUGCUACCUGCAUUUGUGAGUCAACUUGUCAACUAUCACGAACUGUCAUUACGCACGCAGCUACAAACAGCUCUAGUAAGCAUCUUUCACGCGAAUGCAUAUUUGAAAGUAAUGAUGGUAAAAAAGUAAAAUUUUUCAAAAAGUCCGAGUUAUUUAGGGCAUUGUGGCGAAAUAUAAAUCAUUAUAGUAAAAUUGAUUUAAAUGCGAUAAAAUUAUACACACAUACAAAAAGUCUGAUGAAUAUACUUAACCUUCAAAACACACAUACGUAAAAAUGGUGAUAUAUGGUGUUUACAUCGUGUCAAAAUCUGGUGGUUUAAUUUUUAAUCACGAUCAUAAUGUUCCGAAAAUUGAAGUCGAAAAGUCUUUUAACUUUCCACUCGAUAUUAAAUUAAGUUAUGAAAAUAAAAAAGUGGUAGUAGUUUUUGGACAAAGAGACGGAAUAAAUGUGGGUCAUGCACUGACUGCUGUGAAUGGAGUUGCAGUCACAGGACGUGAACUUGAAGAUGGACGAGAUGUGUUGGAAAUGUUGGAACAACCAGAAAAUUUUCCUAUAACAUUGAAAUUUAGUCGGGCAAAAAUGACAACAAACGAGAAAAUAUUUCUAGCUUCAAUGUUUUAUCCACUCUUUGCUAUAGCAAGCCAAUUAAGCCCAGAACCACGAAGUUCCGGGAUUGAGAUUCUCGAGGCAGAUACAUUUCGUUUAUAUUGUUUCCAGACAUUGACAGGCAUUAAGUUUAUGAUAGUAGCAGAACCGUCACAACCAGGCAUGGAAAUUUUAUUGAAAAGAGUAUACGACUUAUAUGCAGAUUAUGCACUAAAAAAUCCAUUUUAUGCAUUGGAAAUGCCGAUUCGAUGUGAACUAUUUGAAACUAAUCUACAAACAUUACUUGAAACAGUCGAAAAAUCUGGAAUAAGCAAUGUUUAAUAUAUGUGUGUUGAACAUAUUAUACAAAAUUAUUUUUUUUUCUUAAUUUCCAUUAUAUAUAUAUAUAUAUAUAUAUAUACUGUUAUAUGUAAAGCUUAUUUUUAUCACAUAAUUAAAGCUCUAAUUAUUUGAUGAAACAAUAAAAAGUGAUUUUUCCCUA
This is a messenger RNA of Formica exsecta, 1284 nucleotides long. It is a transcript of the gene Trs23, whose product is annotated as trafficking protein particle complex subunit 4. Bases 471 to 1124 code for a protein of 217 amino acids. Gene Ontology annotation, biological process: endoplasmic reticulum to Golgi vesicle-mediated transport. Gene Ontology annotation, cellular component: TRAPP complex. The record is from RefSeq and is a predicted model, not a curated record. Lineage: Eukaryota; Metazoa; Arthropoda; Insecta; Hymenoptera; Formicidae. The transcript has 2 exons.